Dermacentor andersoni is the source of this 2357-nucleotide messenger RNA. It is a transcript of the gene Trc8, whose product is annotated as TRC8 ring finger protein. The record is from RefSeq and is a predicted model, not a curated record. NCBI's taxonomy places the organism in Eukaryota, Metazoa, Arthropoda, Arachnida, Ixodida, Ixodidae. Gene Ontology annotation, cellular component: Derlin-1 retrotranslocation complex; endomembrane system. Gene Ontology annotation, biological process: ERAD pathway; proteasome-mediated ubiquitin-dependent protein catabolic process. Gene Ontology annotation, molecular function: ubiquitin protein ligase activity; zinc ion binding.
AUAUAUAUAUAUAUAUAUAUAUAUAUAUAUAUAUACGGUCAGUUCGCUUACACCAUAGAGACGUGCACCUGUUGAUACCGUUUACACGCUGUACGCCUUCUACUGCCGCAGCAUCAGCUGCAUCUUGUGUGAUCCUGACAAGAAGGCAUUGUAUUCAGAACUUUAGAUAUGAAAAUCACAUCUACAGAGCUGAAUACAGCCAUUCUUUUAUGAGCUUUUUUCAUUUUUUUCUCAAAUAGCUGCCAAAGCGCAUAGAUGGCGCUUCUAAACACUCCCAAGCAAGCGUUGCGAUUCUCUCCACUCUUUGCUUUGUCGUCCCGCUGGUUGCCCUAGUUACCGUGUGUUCCUCACGCUGCAUCGCCGGUGUCGCUAGCGUCGCGCGGUCGCUCAGUAGCUGUUGCCUUCGCUACCGUUUUUCUUCCACGGUAGUGUCGUUGUGACUGCAAGCGCGAUGCAUUUCUUCGAUGGUUAAGGUUUCCUUGUCUGCUUGAAAGGAAAAUGUCGGUCCGAGGACAGAUUUGGGCCGUUCUCGACGUUAUACUACGGGUGCCACCGUUGUUUGUGAUGGACGCCGUCUUAAGCUGCAGUUUGGGGCUUCGACAUGGCAGUGCUGUUGAACCAGGUGUCGAUGUAAUAAAAGACAACAGUGACGGAAGCAAUUCGUCCAGUGCCCUACUUGAGAACGACGUCUUUACGCACUUCGACCUAUCGACAUUGUUGUGGUCAUUUUUGUACCUGCAAGCCUUCUUGGGUGCCCUGGUGAUGGCAGUGCUGCAGACGCGCCAGUUGCUGCACGUCUACCUCUGGCUGAGCGCGCAGGGUGCCGUGCUCUGGUCGUACGUGUGCAACCGUGAGCUGGUGCGCUACGCCGAGGAACUAUCGCGCGACGGCAGCUUACUGCUCGAGUUGCUGCGGCUCGAGCCCGGUGCACUGCUGCGCACGGGCGCCAACUACGCGCUGCAGCUGCUGCUGGCGCUGCUGCUCUCAGCCGGCCGGGGUCCCAGGGCCACGGCGGCGCUAGCCCUGGCGUUACUGGCGCCCACCGUGACCAGUGUGUGCCUGGUUCCGGCGCCCGGGGCCAGCCCGGUGGCGGCCGCCCUGGGCGCGCAACUGCUGCUCGCGGCGCCUGCGCUUCGCCGUGCGGGCCCGGCGUUGGCCGCCGGCCGCCGCGCCGUAGUGCGUACGCGUGCCCUGCUCGGCCAGCUGGGAGGCCAGGCGCUGCUCGAGGCCCACUGGGCGAGCUUGCGGGCGCCCACCGUACUCCGCCUCUUCUGGCUCCUGCGGCUGGCAGUGCACGCGGCUCUGCUGCCGGCGCGGCUGCCUGCCGCGCAGGUGCUGGCGGAGCUCGCGGCGCGGGGCUGCGACACGAGCGUGGCCUUACUCGGAAUGGCCUCCCUGGUGGCCGCCCUGGCGCGGCUGGCGGCUGGCGCGGCUCGCCGCCUUCUGCUGCUCGAGGGCAGCCCCGAGCGCAGCCUGGCCACCGUGGCCGGCCUCCUGUUCCUGGUGCUGGCGUUGCAGACGGGCCUGACGAGCCUGGACCCACCGCAGCGGCUUGCCCGGCUGGCGCGAAACCUCUGCCUGCUGGCCACGGCCGUGCUCCACUUCGUGCAGGGCAUGCUGGGCCCGCUUCUCGUGUCGCUGGGCGCGUCCCGCAGCGGCUCGCGCCAGCGGCACGCACGCGCGCUGGGCCUCAGCCUGGCGCUGGCUGCAUGUCCGUGCCUGCUGCUCAGCUACCUGUGGAGGCACCAGCCAGUGAGCACGUGGCUGCUCGCAGUCAGUGCUUUCAGCGCCGAGCUCGUUGUCAAAGUGGCAAUCUCACUGCUCAUCUAUCUACUUUUCCUGGUGGACGCACACCGUGAGACAAUGUGGGAGCCCUUAGAUGACUACGUCUACUAUCUGCGAGCUACAGGCAGUGUCCUAGAGUUCCUGUUUGGUGUCUUCCUCCUCUUCAAUGGUGCCUGGAUAUUUGCAUUCGAAUCACGUGGCACAAUAAGAGCUUUCAUGAUGUGCUUCCACGCCUACUUCAACAUAUGGCAACAAGCCAAGGCUGGCUGGAAAGCUUGUGCACGGCGCAGAGCUGCUCUCUACAAGCUGCACUCUCUCCCAGAGGCUACAACCCAGCAGUUGCGUGAACUAGACGAUGUGUGUACAAUAUGCUUUCAAGAACUGCAGACAGCAAGAGUGACUCGAUGUCGUCAUUUUUUUCACAGUGCAUGUCUUCGGAAAUGGCUCUAUGUGCGAGACAUGUGUCCACUCUGUCACAGCACACUCUACCACCAGUAAGGACUCAAAGAACUGGCUCUUUUCCGAGUGUAUUUAUUGCAUCUAAAUCACAAAAUCACAAGUGGCAAAAUUGA